Messenger RNA from Strongylus vulgaris, 353 nucleotides. Lineage: Eukaryota; Metazoa; Nematoda; Chromadorea; Rhabditida; Strongylidae. The record is from the annotation of a GenBank genome assembly.
AUGCUUGAUGUGAAAGUGUUUGCUCCAGUGUUUCGACCAUAUCAGGAAGAGCCAGAAGAUGGCGAGCCGCAGACAAUCCAUCCGAAUAAGGAGCAGUUAACAAGGAGAUAUGCAAUUAUUCCAGAACAGCAAUCUCAACAACAACAGAGUUCACAAGAAGGUUGCUGCUCUACGGACAAUGUAAUAAUUGUGCCUCAUGUGCAAAUCACCCCAAAUGAAUCACACCUAUUUAACAGGGCUAUCAGCUCAGGUGGAGGUCUCUUGGCAGGUAGGGAGAGUUUUGUCUUGUGUUUUGCCUCUCACAAUGUGCCAAAUUUCCAUCAAAAAGUUCAUCAGGGAAGCCAGAAGUAAAC